This is a messenger RNA of Impatiens glandulifera, 1617 nucleotides long. RefSeq names its product serine/threonine-protein kinase SRK2A-like. Bases 278 to 1336 code for a protein of 352 amino acids. Gene Ontology annotation, biological process: intracellular signal transduction; protein phosphorylation. The record is from RefSeq and is a predicted model, not a curated record. Gene Ontology annotation, molecular function: protein serine/threonine kinase activity; ATP binding. The transcript is spliced from 9 exons. NCBI's taxonomy places the organism in Eukaryota, Viridiplantae, Streptophyta, Magnoliopsida, Ericales, Balsaminaceae.
AUAUUUUGACGAACACUCUCUCUCUUCCACCACCGCCAUGUACGGUUGCUUGGGUGCGUAUUCUUUACUUUCCUUCAAAUCUCUGCAAAUCUAGCUCCUUUCUGAAGAACCCUAUUAUUAAUUCAAACCUUUACAAGUUUCUUCAUAUCCAUCCCCAGCUCUCAGAUACCAAAUCCAUCCACCUUUCUCUCUCGCCGCUUCAGGGAUUAGAUUAGAAGAUUGUUUUGGCCUUAAUCCGCUGUAAAUUUAAGGUCUUUUUGGAAUUAGGUUUGAAAAAAUGGAUAAGUACGAGGUUGUGAAGGAUAUAGGAUCUGGGAAUUUCGGUGUGGCCAGACUUAUGAGGAACAAGGAAACUAAAGAGCUUGUUGCCAUGAAAUACAUCGAACGUGGCCAGAAGAUUGAUGAGAAUGUGGCAAGGGAGAUUAUAAAUCAUAGGUCACUCAGGCAUCCUAACAUUAUCAGAUUCAAAGAGGUUGUUGUAACUCCAACCCAUCUGGGAAUUGUUAUGGAAUAUGCUGCCGGUGGUGAAUUAUUUGAACGUAUUUGUAACGCAGGAAGAUUCAGUGAAGAUGAGGCUAGGUAUUUCUUCCAGCAGCUUAUCUCAGGUGUCAGCUACUGUCAUAACAUGCAAAUUUGCCACAGAGAUUUGAAGCUUGAGAACACUCUAUUAGAUGGAAGCCCAGCACCUCGCCUGAAAAUUUGUGAUUUUGGUUAUUCAAAGUCGUCUUUGCUUCAUUCAAGACCUAAAUCAACUGUUGGGACUCCUGCAUACAUUGCACCCGAGGUUCUUUCCAGGAGAGAAUAUGAUGGCAAGUUGGCAGAUGUAUGGUCUUGUGGGGUGACUCUGUAUGUUAUGCUUGUUGGGGCAUACCCUUUUGAAGAUCAAGAAGACCCAAAAAAUUUCAGGAAAACCAUUCAACGAAUAAUGGGGGUUCAAUACAAGAUCCCGGACUAUGUUCACAUCUCUCAAGAUUGUAAACACCUUCUUUCGCGGAUAUUUGUUGCCAGUCCAAUGAGGAGGCUUAGCAUUAAGGAUAUAAAAAGCCAUCCAUGGUUUUUGAAGAACUUGCCAAGGGAAUUAACUGAAGCAGCACAAGGUCUGUAUUACAAGAGGGAAAAUCCAACAUUCUCUAUCCAAAGUGUGGAGGACAUAAUGAAAAUUGUGGAAGAAGCCAAGACUCCGCCUCCAGUUGCCCGUCCGAUUGGAGGUUUUGGUUGGGGAGAGGAAGAAGAUGAUGAAGAGGACAUAGAAGAAGAAGAGGUAGAUGAUGACGACGAUGAAUAUGAGAAAAGAGUUAAGGAGGCUCAUGCGAGCGGUGAAUUUACUAUCAACUGAAAAUUGUUGGAUUUUAGCAGGUGUUUUACUUUGGUUUUUUUGGUUUUUCUUUUUAAGACAAAACUGUUUGUGUAAAAUUAAACUGCUUGAAUAAAUUGGGAGCUUAAGAAUAAAGGAGAAAGAAUGUGUAGAUAUGCAUGUUGUUGUUGUCUAGAGGUUGGAGAUUGAUCUUUCAAGAGUUUGAUCUUCUUCCUUGUUCUGAUCUGGUGUGAUUGGAAUUGAAUUGCUACACAAUAAGGGAUUUCAGGCUCUUUAAUGUAUUAUUAUUUCUUUUGAUGAUU